CGCCCCGCGGGCGGGAACGGCCGCCGGCGGCCGCGGCCGGACGCAGUUACAAUAUGCUUCAGAGCUGAAGAGCAAGACUGUUCAGUUCAUGAAUUUAAGAAACAUAGGAACUCUGAAUGACACCAGCUCUUUAGAUGAGACCACUUACGAAAAACUGGCUGAAGAAACUCUGGACUCUUUAGCAGAUUUCUUUGAGGACCUGACAGAUAAGCCUUUUACCCCAGAAGAUUACGAUGUCUCUUUAGGGAGUGGAGUUCUAACAGUUAAAUUAGGUGGAGACAUGGGAACAUAUGUAAUCAAUAAGCAAACACCAAACCGGCAGAUUUGGCUCUCCUCACCCACUAGUGGGCCCAAGCGCUAUGACUGGACUGGACAGAAUUGGGUGUAUUCUCAUGACGGAGUAUCCCUUCAUGAACUACUAUCAAAAGAAUUUUCAACAGCAUUAAAAACUAAGCUGGAUUUGUCCUGCCUAAUAUAUUCUGGGAAAGAAGAUACUUGAUGAUAUUCUACCUCAUGGAUGUUUAAAGACUUUAACCACAAGCCAAGCCCCUCCUUGGUUUCUGAAGCACCUGAGCUUAAUUCUGUUGUUGUUUUUCUUGACAUCACUAUGUUGUACAACAAAAAUGAAAAUAACAUCUUUUUCUCUAGUGCUCAGUCUUUGGGUUUCUCUGCCAUUGCUUGCAUCUGUGUCCAUUUAGUACGGGUGGUUGAGGUUACCCUUCCUGUUACUGAAUUUCUUUCUUACUGCAGAAGUCAGUCAUGAGUUCUCACUGUCUGCAGUCUUCUUUGGAUGCAAGGACUGACCAACCUGCGUGACUUCUGACGAGCACACAAAUGCUAAACUCUUUUUGGUGAGACUCAGCCAAAACAAGAAAUGCCUGUGAUUCACACUGACAUAAGUUGUGGUACUCUGAAUGCAUAACAUUAAAAAUGUGGCUAUUAAGGUGAAUAACACAUCACAGUCAAAUCGAGCAUCUUCUAAACUAAAUGACUGUGACAGGUAGGAACUUUUAAAUUUUGUGUAAUGCAUGUAGUAGGAGUUUUUCUCUUAGUAUUGCAGAGCUUGCUCUUUUCUCCAAAUUCUAAAUUCUAGUUUCUUUCACAGUAGGAUUUUUUUUGAGCUAAACUUUAAAUUACUUAAAGGUCUUUAUGGCUGUAAGCAUCAUAUGGAACUGGAAAGGCUGGUAUGUGAUGUUUCAGCUGUGCAGCAAUACCUCUGCAAGUGCUUUAUUCUGUUACUGUGGAUUUCUCUGGUCCUUUUUGUCCUUCAAAGAUUACAAAUACCUAAUUUAUUGACUUUUUUUAGUUGAGCAAAAGUAAUGUCCUCCCAUGGUAACAAAAUUUGCACUAAUUUUGUUCUGCAGCAUUUCUUAAGUAAGUGGGCUUAGAUUCUCUCUCUUCACCAUGAUGCAGCAAGGCUUCACUUAUUACCCCGCUGAUGCAGAAACUUUUGCCUUUUUGCUUCUUAGAACUGAGUAUGGUACUUAACACUGAUGAAGCUGUCUCUUUCAGGCUGUUAAAAAAUGAGAAUGAAAUAAAUUAUAUACUCUGGAUCUUAAACCAAAAAGCUUUAAAAGAAAUCCUGAACUGCAAGAAGACUUCGACACUUGCACUGUUGUAUUAUUACCACUGUUUCUCUUCUCAGUUCCUAUGAUGCUUGUGGUUUGUUUGGCAUGAUUCUCUGGCUACCUAGAGUGAUUACAUAUGUGAUUAAUUUUGUCAUGGAAAAAAAACAGCUAUAUAGUAUUGUUGCCCAGUAUUUGCAUUUAAAGUGUAAGUGUUGUUACCUGCUAUUUCCCACCAUUAAACAGAGGGUAACAUUUCACUGGAAGCAGCUCUUGGUUAAUUGUGCCCCCUGUUUGCAUGUUUUUCAAUCAAAAUAAAAAAUGUGACAGUUACCUGAAAUUUCAACUCUACUGGAUAAGGUAAAUACAGUGAUUACCAACUCAUGAGUACAAGAGUAAAAGAUGCUUUUAAAAAAAAAAAAAAAAAAAAAAAAUAAAUAAAAGGGAGAGUUAAAAAUAGAAUGUCUUUUUACUGCUAUCAAUUUAGAACACUGAAAAUAAUUUACAGCAUACGGAAAACAACAGUAUUUGGCUCAGUCUCCUAGUAGUUCAAAUAGCUAUUUAAAUGCAUUUGUAUAAAUGUUAAUGAUUUUAUAUUUGAAUGAAGGAUACUUCCUCCUGGUUUUUCUUUUGCCUGAUCACAUAUAGCUUGUGUCAUUAUUUUUCUGACUGACUUUUCCAGAAAUUAUUUUCUGAAGUAAUUUGUGUGCAACAUACUCUUUGAGUCUGAUUCAUAUUUGGAGCUUCAUUCUCCAUUCUCUUACGCCUUGUGCAAAUGUUUACACCAAAAUAAAGUUGCAUGUAGAAUUCUUCUA
Molecule: messenger RNA, 2380 nt
Organism: Tyto alba (common barn owl)
Lineage: Eukaryota; Metazoa; Chordata; Aves; Strigiformes; Tytonidae
Gene: FXN
Product: frataxin
Exons: 5
Coding region: 89-499 (136 amino acids)
Biological process (GO): iron incorporation into metallo-sulfur cluster; intracellular iron ion homeostasis
Cellular component (GO): mitochondrion
Molecular function (GO): ferrous iron binding; ferric iron binding; iron chaperone activity
Source: RefSeq, a predicted model, not a curated record